Molecule: messenger RNA, 2436 nt
Organism: Neltuma alba
Lineage: Eukaryota; Viridiplantae; Streptophyta; Magnoliopsida; Fabales; Fabaceae
Product: zinc finger CCCH domain-containing protein 47-like
Exons: 2
Coding region: 207-2093 (628 amino acids)
Molecular function (GO): metal ion binding; protein binding
Source: RefSeq, a predicted model, not a curated record
CUCCUCGAUGGACUCUGUGGGCACGCCACAUAAAAAGGGCAACCCACUCGUCUUUGCUCCUCAACUUCUCAAUCGAGGCCUUCUCGAUUUUCCUCUCAAAGCCAUUCCCCCGACUCACUCCUAUCCUACUCGACACUGUUCAAUUUUCAAAGAACUUGGGCUUGUGCAGUGUUUCAAAAAGUAAGCUUUCUCCCUCGAACGACACCAUGGAAAGUAAGUCUCAGAAGCGGAACUUCUGCGCCUCUUCGGUUUUGCUUGAAUUCUCAGCAUCGGAUGAUCUCGAAGCUUUCAGAAAAGAAGUGGAAGAGAGGGGCCGCGACAUCGACGUGGCAAGCUCUUGGUAUGGGAGAAGAAUUGGAUCGAAGAAGAUAGGUUGGGAGAAGAGGACGGCCCUCAUGAUUGCGUCUCUUUUCGGGAGUACUAGAGUGUUGAAGUAUAUAAUUGAGGCUGGCAAGGUUGAUGUGAACAAAACCUGUGGUUCUGAUGGGGCCACGGCUCUGCAUUGCGCUGUUGUUGGUGGCUCUCACGCUUCACUCGAGGUUGUUCAGCUCUUGCUUGGUGUUGGUGCCGAUGUUGAUUGCAUUGAUGCGAGUGGAAAUAAGCCCGUUAACCUGAUUGCCCCUGCCUUCAAUUCCUUCUCCAACGCAAGGAGAAAGGCAAUAGAGUUGCUGCUGAGAGGUGGGCAAGCAGAUGAAAUCAUCAAUCAGGAGAUGGAGCAACAUAAAAUUGCGGUGCCUGCUUUCUCCUCAAAAGAAGGAACUGAGAAAAAGGAAUAUCCCGUUGAUGUAUCAUUGCCUGACAUAAACAGUGGUGUAUAUGGAACGGACGAGUUUAGAAUGUACAAUUUCAAGGUGAAGCCGUGUUCGAGGGCUUACACGCAUGACUGGACCGAGUGUCCGUUUGUUCAUCCUGGGGAGAAUGCCAGGAGGAGGGACCCACGUAAGUAUCCUUACAGCUGCGUUCCCUGUCCUGAGUUUCGCAAGGGCGCAUGCCAGAAGGGAGAUGCUUGCGAGUAUGCGCACGGUGUAUUCGAGUCCUGGCUCCAUCCUGCUCAAUACAGAACAAAGCUUUGCAAGGAUGAGAUCGGAUGCACUAGGAAGGUUUGUUUCUUUGCUCACAAAGCUGAAGAGUUGCGCCCCGUCUUUGCUUCUACUGGCUCUGCUGUGCCUUCUCCAAAGUCCUUGGCCAGUGUACUCGAUAUGACAUCAAUGAGUCCGUUGGCUCUUAGUUCCUCAUCUUUGCCGAUGCCAACUGUUUCGACUCCGCCUAUGUCUCCCAUAGCAGCUUCAUCACCUCCUAACAGCGGAGGCUCGUGGCAGAACAAGAGAAAUCUCACUCCACCAUCAUUGCAGCUUCCCGGCAGCCGACUGAAGGCUACCUUGAGUGCUAGGGAUUUGGAUUUGGAUAUGGAACUGCUGGGACUUGAAAGUCCUGCAAACCAGCAUCGGCAGCAAUUGAUGGAAGAAUUGGCUCGAAUCUCCUCCCCGUCCCUACGAAACAAAGACUUCGGUAGGAUUGGUGAUUUGAACCCAACAAACCUUGAUGACCUUCUCGGAUAUGUUGAUCAUUUUGCAUCACCUCAAUUACGCGGCCUUUCGGCACAGCUCUCAUCUCCUAGUCAACUGAACUCUCCGGGUGGCCUUCAAAUGCGCCAAAACAUGAGCCCCCUUCGUGCGAGCUAUCCAACCAACAUGUCCUCCUCCCCGGUGAGGAAAUCCUCUGCAUUUGGGUUUGAUUCAUCAGCUGCUGUGGCGGCAGCAGUGAUGAAUUCCAGGUCUGCUGCCUUUGCGAAGAGAAGCCAGAGUUUUAUUGAUCGCGGUGAAUCAGCGAGCCACCAUCUGGGACUUUAUUCACCUUCCCACCCUUCCUGUAGGGCGUCCUCUGCUGUUUCAGAUUGGAGUUCUCCCGAUGGAAAAUUGGACUGGGGCAUGAAUGGACAUGAGAUGCACAUGCCGAAGAAAUCUGCUUCAUUUGUGUUCAGGAAUAAUGGGGUGCCUGCCACUUCCAUGGCUCCGUCAGAACACGGUGAACCAGACGUCUCAUGGGUUCAUUCGUUGGUUAAAGACGUGCCCUCCGGAGAGUUGUGUUGCUGAGAUUACAAGAAGCAGUAUGAUCUGAGUAAAGAGACGCUUCCUCUACGGAUGAGGCUAAUGUACAUAGAAGCGUAGCAGAUGGUGGCAUGAACAAACGCCGCCGAGCUAAUUGCUCUUGAUUAUUUUUAUUAUUUAUUCUAUUUAUUUAUUUUGAACGAUAAUUAUUGUUCAACGUUGCAUAGAUAGAGUAUAUUCAGCUUGGUUAGUUUAGAUCAGAUUAGGAGUGCCUACUUCUUCGUGGGUCAACACUUGGAGUAACAUUCAAUAUGGAUGAAGCAAGACUGUUCUAUUUUUGAAAAAAUUUCAUUAAAUUAUGUCGCUAUAUGGGUUGCACGUCAUUCAA